Colletotrichum phormii is the source of this 1088-nucleotide messenger RNA. RefSeq names its product Metallo-dependent phosphatase-like protein. The transcript has a single exon. Lineage: Eukaryota; Fungi; Ascomycota; Sordariomycetes; Glomerellales; Glomerellaceae. The record is from RefSeq and is a predicted model, not a curated record. Gene Ontology annotation, molecular function: hydrolase activity. Bases 130 to 840 code for a protein of 236 amino acids.
GGUUUGUGAUAGGCUACUCUGGCCUCCACAUCAACAGUUUGAUUGUGGCUAAGCAGCAGAACGGAUUAACACAAGUGCCAUUACAAGACCUUCCUCACACCUCUUCGCCCAAAAGAAGCCGCUGGGCUCAUGGCCGCAAAGAGGGCAUCGACGGGCCUUGUGCAAUUCCUCUCAGAUCUGCAUCUCGAAGCUAGCAGAGACUACUCAAUAUUUGACUUUCCCGCCACGGCACCUUAUCUCCUACUCUCUGGCGAUGUGGGUAGUCUAUCCGACUACGACAGUUACCUCGGGUUCAUCUGCCAUCAGACGGAUCGGUACGAGAGUGUCUUACUUGUACUAGGCAACCACGAGUUUCACGGUCUCACGUACGACAAAACACUCGCAGAGGUAGCAAAGCUUGAAGCAGAGCCAUCGCUGGAGGGGAGGCUACAUAUACUCCACCAACGUAGAUUCGAUAUCCCUGGUUCCGAUGUCAGCAUCCUGGGAUGCACAUUGUGGACGAUGGUCCCGGAGGAGGCGAGGGCUGCGGUCGUGGGUAGAGUCAAGGAUUUCCAGCACAUCAAGGGGUGGAGCAUUGAAGUACACUGCGCAGCUCACAGAGCGGACUUGGCUUGGUUGAAGACAGAGUUGCAGGAAGCGGUGGCGCGUGGGAGAAAGGUUGUUAUUGCGACUCACCAUGGGCCUUUGUUGGAGGGGACUUCGGAGCCGAGGUUUACGGGUAGCCCGUGGUCUUCGGCUUUUGCGACGGAUGCGUUGGAGGAACUUGAGUUCAGUCGGGUACGUUGCUGGGUGUUUGGCGCAUACGCAUUUGUCUACGGAUAUGGUGGUGAAGGGUGUUAGGAUUGUGAGCAAUCAGAGGGGAUAUAUUGGGUUUGGGAGAGUUGUGAAGGAGGGGUUUGAUCCUACAAAGACUUUGUCUUUUCAGUAGCCACCUUGCAAACUACUGCUCAGAAACUGAGAAAGAGAAUCUGCGUAACACUAGUUACUUAUCAGCUUGCAACUUGGGAGAGUUGAUUCACUAUGUACGGUAAUUUCAGCCGGGCUGUGUGACAAGUGAAGACAAAGAGUCAAAGUGAAAGGUGAGAGGG